Micropterus salmoides (largemouth bass) is the source of this 2532-nucleotide messenger RNA. It is a transcript of the gene r3hcc1l, whose product is annotated as R3H domain and coiled-coil containing 1-like. Bases 228 to 1235 code for a protein of 335 amino acids. The record is from RefSeq and is a predicted model, not a curated record. The transcript is spliced from 7 exons. NCBI's taxonomy places the organism in Eukaryota, Metazoa, Chordata, Actinopteri, Centrarchiformes, Centrarchidae.
AUUAAUACUUCCUGCCAGGGUAUAACUCGUGACCUAUAAAAACAAUGAACAUUCUCAUAAAAAUACAAAAUUGACAUUAAACAACCGUGUUGACCAUCCAGAGUGGGUCUGCUGCAGCGCCAUUCAAGAACAGCAUCUCCCAGAAUGCUUUGCGUUGACCUCAGCUUGCGUCAAUAGUGCGACGAAAAUCUAUUGCUAAACAAACCAAACACGGAUGUUUUAACAACAUGGAGCUGGAACAGCCAAAAGAAGACAGUCCUCCAACACCCACACCUCCAUCUCAGUCAAAAAGGCCAAGUCAGGCUCUUUACGCCCCCAAGCAACGAAAUAGUGGCUCCAAAGAUAAAGGUCAGAGUCAGGGAGAAGUCAAACCAAGACCCAGGCCUCGCUACACAGACAAGGCAAGAAAAAACGCCAAGAACAAGAACAACAAGACUGGAGCAGCUGAUAAAGGAGCGCCAGUUGGAGGAGAAGAUGGAGGUGACAGCAAGCCUGCUGUGAAGGAAGAGCAGGAUGCAGAUGUGCAGGUUAAUGGCCACGCUGCAACCAAUGAGGAGAUGCUAGCAGAUACUACCUCAUGUCUGGAAGCAACAUCCCUUCAGGACGAAAAGGGGGAAGAGGACAGUUGGGACACCUUGUUCAAUGAUGAUGGAGAUUGUCUGGAUCCGCACCUGCUUGAAGAGCUGGCUGUGAAUGAAGGUAGAAAGAAGGGAUCAAUCCAACAGCCCAGGUUUGAUUACUACAACAUGGACCAAGAUGAUGAUGACGACGACAUUGACCUCAGUGAGGAUGAACUUUCUCACAUUGUAGAGAUCUACGACUUCCCUGCAGAGUUUAAGACAGAGGACCUUCUCAAGUUAUUUCAGUGUUACCAACAGAGAGGCUUUGACAUCCAGUGGAUUGAUGACUCACAUGCCCUGGGUCUCUUCUCAAGCCCCAUAGCAGCCCGUGAAGCUCUAAGAUCCAAACAUCCCCUGAUGAAGUUGCGACCACUCUCCAAAUCCUCCCCUGCUACAAAGGCCAAAGCCCGUAGCUGCUCAGACUACCUCCUUCCUGCUAAACAGAGACCUCAAACGAGUGCAGCGCUGGCUCGCCAGCUUGUGAUCGGCGCCCUUGGUGUGAAGAGCAACAUCACAAAGGAGCAGCGCGAUGCAGAGAGGAGGAAACUCCAGGAGGCAAGAGAACAAAAGCGCCUGGCAGCCAAACAGAAGGAAGAUGCUUGGGAUGGGAAGUGACUGCACAGAAAGCUACCCCCACCCCACCCACCGUCUUCUCCUGUUUGUUAUUUUAUUUCUUUCAACUGGCCACUCCUUCUUACCACUGUGCUUCCUAAAAAUGGCUUCCCACCAUUUUUUUCUUCUUUCUGACACGGUCCUCCAGCUUCUCUUACUGAACGUCUCAUAAUUCUACUGUCUGUCCAUUUGCGUGCAGUGUUGCAUCAAAUGUGAGCGUCCUGCUACUGUUCCCUUACCUCAGCUCAUACCUUGUCUGUGCAGGGACUGUUGCCUCUGUGUCACGGCCAGGGCUUACACAACCGGCUCACCUUUUUGUAGUGAAGCACUGAGUCUAAUCAUUUUAAAGGGUAACUACGGCUUCAAAAUAAUUAUUUUUUUAAUAGAGGCCACAUGUAUGUCUUUAUAUGGAAUUUAUUUUAUGUUUUUAAAGAUGACACAAGUGGAUGCACCUGUUAAUGUUAGAGCAGCAAAGCUUUCUAUUAAAGGUCCUGUAAUAUUCAGUCAUGCAAUUCAGUACAUCAUUAUACUAUGAAGACAAUGUUGAGAUUACACUUGAAUUAAAAAUGUUGCAUUUUUUGGACAUUUUGAUGUUCACUUUUUAAUUGUACCCGUGAGCUCUUAUUAAACAUUUUCUGAAAAGCCUCCUGGGAAGCUGCCGCUGUUCUAGUCCAGUAUUAUGGCUGUUCUGUUUGUUAAAACCUACAGGAGAAUGUAUUGUGUUUUCAACGAGAGGAGCCCUGUUGUACAAGUAGUACUGAUGAUGAUGAUGAUGAUGAUGAGGAUAGUCAUUCUGAAGAGCAAAUGACAGUUCAAAUUAAAGAGAGCAUUUUAUUGUAGGGAGAAAAUGUUGUGAAGACGGAGUGUCCAUGUUCAAAAACAACCAUGUGUCUGUCUAAUAAUGGAGGCAAAAUUCUGUCCUUUAACAAAGUUACUUUUUUCACAACAUCAUGAUUAACAUCCAUUUUACCUGGUGGUAGUACAUGUGAAAACUUAAAAGUGGCAGAUCUCCGGCUUGUAAACUUGAAUGAAACUGUUGAGCAGAUAUUGUAUUUCAGUUGCAUACAUUUUAAUUCAAGCUAAAUUAUUUUCAUGAAAUAAGUUAAAAGUUAAAUGAAGUUUAAAAAUGUAUGAUGGCAUUUAAACUCCAACGCCCGUUUUGAUUUUAAAACUGCUUUAGAUUUAAAAAAAUGUGCGGUGACCAAUCUCAAAAUGCUGUUUUUCUUUAUUCCUGUAAAGUUGAGAUUUUGGACUUGUAAAAAAAGACAAUGUGUUUACUGAAUUAAACAUUUAACUUCAA